This is a messenger RNA of Drosophila gunungcola (fruit fly), 1548 nucleotides long. RefSeq names its product lipase 1. The record is from RefSeq and is a predicted model, not a curated record. NCBI's taxonomy places the organism in Eukaryota, Metazoa, Arthropoda, Insecta, Diptera, Drosophilidae. The coding region runs from base 123 to 1499 and encodes 458 amino acids. The transcript has 3 exons.
UGGCCACGAAUCGAUUGUACGAUAAGCGGAGAAACAAACUUAAACAAUAGCACGUACUAAUUACAGUGCUUUAGUGGGCAGCGAGCUCGGACUAGGUCCGAUUUAGUCACGGAUCGACCGCCAUGCGAAACGCUAUCUGGUUUCUCGCAGUGCUGGGGGCUUUCUCGCUCGACAGCCCUCUGGUUUUAUGCGGAUAUCUGGAGGAUAAUUUUCCAGCGAGCGUGAUAGAGGAUGCCCACCUGAGCACGAUACAACUCCUGGAGAAAUACAAGCACCCAGCGGAAUCCCAUCAGGUGACCACGGAUGAUAAGUAUGUCCUGACCCUGCAUCGCAUUCCACGACCUGGUGGAAGGCCAGUUCUGCUAGUUCAUGGCCUGGAGGACACCUCUUCCACGUGGAUUGUGAUGGGUCCGCACAGUGGCCUGGGCUACUUUCUCUACGCCAACGGGUACGAUGUGUGGAUGGGCAAUGUCAGGGGGAACCGCUACUCCAAGGGCCAUGCAAAACUCAACAGCAAUACGGACAGGGCCUAUUGGAGCUUCUCGUGGCACGAGAUCGGGAUGUACGACCUGCCGGCCAUGAUCGAUGGGGUUCUGGCAAAGACGGGACACCAGAAACUGAGCUACAUCGGCCACUCGCAGGGAACCACUUCGUUCUUCGUGAUGGCUUCGAGUAGGCCUGAGUACAAUGCCAAGAUCCAUGUGAUGAGUGCCCUGGCACCUGUGGCCUUUAUGAAGCACAUUAGGGCGCCCCUUAUGGGCAUGGCCCGCAUGGGAAUCAACGUGUUCGGUGAAAAUGUCGAGCUCUUUCCACACUCCUUUCUGUAUCUCAAGCAAUGUUUUGCAUCCGCUGGCCUGCAGAAGACCUGUAUGCGCUUCUAUUGGCAGAUUGUGGGAAAAAAUCGGGAGGAGCUAAAUAUGACCAUGUUUCCGGUGGUGAUGGGCCAUAUUCCUGGUGGCUGCAAUAGCAAACAGCCACUCCACUACCUCCAACUGCAGACCUCCGAUCGAUUUUGUCAGUUCGACUACGACCCCAAGGAGAACCAGCGGCUGUACGGACAGAGCUCUCCGCCGGACUACCGCCUGGAGAGGAUCACCGCCCCGGUGGCCUUGUACUACGGCAGCAGUGACAACCUCGCGGCCGUGGAGGAUGUCCAGCGGUUGGCGAAGCUACUGCCCAACGUGGUGGAGAACCAUUUGUACCGCAAGUGGAACCACAUGGACAUGCACUGGGCCAUUAGUUCGCGGCGAUCGGUCCAGCCCAGGAUUCUGCAGGUGCUGCAGUACUGGGAGGCCAGUGGAGGACACACGGCUGUGACCACAGGCUCAUCGGUGGAGGAGGAAGUGCCGCAGUUGACCACUGAGCCAUCGACGGUUGAGGAGCAGGAGGAUGCUGGCAGUGCUGCAGGAAAUGAGGAGCAGCGUGAAAAAACUCCAGAGGAUAAUGGAGAGGAAAAAGAUGAGGCAGUUGCAGUUACCAAUCCCACUUCGGAGCUGUAGAAUAAAGUGUUAUUUUUUGUGCGAGGAGUAACUAUGUUAAAUGAUUGGU